Messenger RNA from Anolis sagrei ordinatus, 1249 nucleotides. The record is from RefSeq and is a predicted model, not a curated record. NCBI's taxonomy places the organism in Eukaryota, Metazoa, Chordata, Lepidosauria, Squamata, Anolidae.
AUCUCCUCUCAGCCUUCUCUUCUUCAGGCUAAACAUGCCCAGCUCCUUAAGCCGCUCCUCAUAGCGCUUGUUCUCCAGACCCUUGAUCAUUUUAGUCGCCCUCCUCUGGACACAUUCCAGCUUGUCAAUAUCUCUCUUGAAUUGUGGUGCCCAGAAUUGGACACAAUAUUCCAGGUGUGGUCUAACUCAAGAGGCAGACAAUGUGACUUGGGAUCCCCAAACCACCAAGAACUUGCCACAACUUAUUAUGAUCCACACAAAGGCUUUAAAAUAGCCAAGAAAAUAGAAAUAGAUGUUUGGAUUUCUGGGAGUUGAAGGCUAAAACCCCUGGGGACCCACAGGUUGAGAACCACAGCUUUAGUUUCCCUUUUUUGGAAGGGCCAAGGAGGAGGGGGCGUGGCCUGAGAUGGGAAUGGGGCGUGGCCAGCGGGAGAGGCUCCGCCCCCAGAAGCACGACCCACGCAGGGCGAGGAAGCAAGCACUGCUCUGGCUUCUUUCGUUUCUUCCCUCUCCAAGCCACGUGCCUUUGUUUCAUGGCAUGAAAAGGGAAGAGGUUCUUCAACCAAGAUGGAAAGUGUUUUGGAGCCCAGAGUGAAGGUGGAGGAGCCAAGUCCACCCAGCUCUGAAGUGGGAAGAGAGCCCAAAAAAAUGUGGGGCAAGAGAAGAGUUGGAUUCUGGGAGAGAACUGGGGAGGAUGCCCUGGAGGAGAAGGCCUUCACCCCAGACCUUCAGGGCCAGAGCUUCCAACGCUUCCACGAGGAGGAGGCCUUGGGGCCCCGAGAGGUGUGCAGCCGCCUCCACUCUCUCUGCCGCCUGUGGCUGAAGCCUGAGCGACACUCCAAGGCGGAGAUGCUGGACAUGGUGAUCCUGGAGCGAUUCCUGGCCGUCCUUCCUGCAGAGAUGGAGCGCUGGGUGAGGGAAUGUGGGGCAGAGACCAGCUCCCAGGCCGUGGCCUUGGCUGAAGGCUUCCUCCUGAGUCGGGCCCAAGAGGAGAAGGCACUGCAGGAAGAGCAACAGGAGAAAGAGGCCCAGGAGGCCCCAUUGGAUACCAACCAGGGCUUCUCUUCCAGGUGGAUCAAGCUGGAGGAGGAGGACAAAAGGGCUGCUCCUCCAGGUAAGAGGUCUUUUGCUUGGUCCUUGCUCUCAAGGUUCGUCCAAAUGUCAGGUCUUCUGUUAUGUCCCCAAAAUAUAUGUUUCCGUUGCUGUUUUCUUAGAGGUGGACAGAGGGGCUGCUUCACAGGGUAAGAUC